ACGAUUUGUGACGAUUGUGCUGUGUGCACCGAUUAUUUUAUUACACUACACUACACUAUAAAGAGGUGGUGGGCUUUGUAAUUCGGAGUCCACGCACGCUACGUUUUCCCCAACGUGAAUAAAUCCCAAGUUAAGCACGUCGAGUAGUAUAAUGUGUGAUACAUAUAGGCAUAUAUGCCUAUAUAGAUAUAUAUUUGUAUACAGGGAUUGCAUUGCAAGACGCGAAACACGCGUGCGCGCCGCGCGUCUCUUCAACGUUAUACUUAAGGUAACACACUCCAAUAGUAAACCGGUUAAACUUGAGAUUAUUAUUUUAUUUUUGAUUGAUACGCCAUAAUAAUAAAAAUUGAACACAAUCAGUCAUAUUUAACUUUAUUCAAGCUAUAGCAUAAUUAUUUUUAUAGCAUUACGAGCUAUAUAAUUAAUAUAAUAUCUACAAGUUUUGAGUCACGAGAUACCUAGGUCGAAAGGUAAUAAAUAAAUGAAAAAUUAAAUUAACAAGUACUAUAAUUAUACAAUACGAAAUUCUAGUUGUUUGUUCAGAGAUGAGCCUACACAAUUUAAAGAUAAUUUUGGACAGAAAAUACUUACAAAACACACUUUUUAGAUGCCAAGACAUGAAUGUGAUUCAUCCUCGCUGCGCGAGAUGGUUGAGGCUUGUUAUACCUAUACACUAUACAUAUAGGAUCACAUCCCCACUCUCCCUACUUACGUUGUCCCGUUCCGAAUAGCAUAUAAACACCAUCAGGAGACUGUUGACCGAUUCCGGCAUAAUGACGUUUUUGGUAAUAGUUCUUUGCUUAAGUGAAAUCAUUCCUUUUUGGCCUGACUUGGUCAAGUAAGCAUCUUGUUUAAAAAACUUUUUUCAAAAAGUUCGCGGUCCCUAUUUGCGUUGACCGCAAAAUUCAUACUUUAUAAAACUAACCUAAAAGUUGUUGUCAUGUCUUGUCAUCGACUUCGCGCUUCUCUUGAUCAGUAUCCUGAUUGUAAAUGUUGUCCUAUAUAAUCUAAACAACAAAGGAGUGCUCUUCAAGUGACAAGAGAUGUCCAAUAGUGUAUUGCUUCCACCGGGCUUGGAGCACUCGUUUGUUCCAAGAAACAACGCCAAUAACUUCUCCGAGUAUUGGCAAAAUCAAAAUGUACUCAAAGUACCGCAAAAAGUUACUGUCAACGGAAAAGCCGAUAAUAACACUAGGCCGAAAAAGCGGAAGAAGAAGAAGAAAAAGCAGAGGAGUACAGAUGAGAAAAAAGAUGACAACCUAAAUGAUUCUGAAACUGGAAACAAUGAACCUGAAGCAGAAAUUGAAUAUGUUCAAGAUAUACCAACUGUCAGCGAUCUGGAGCCUAUGUACAGACAAUUUGCUAAGGUUUUUGAAGCGUUCAAGCUGGUCGAACCUGAGAAGCUGAAUGCUGAUGGAGCUGAAGCUAUCAGUCAGUACCCACCUUUGAGUGCAGCUGAUGGCGCUAUUGCCAGUAAGCUUGGACAACUUGUUGACGAGUAUGAGGAAGAUAUACAGGCCCAAGAACAUCAACAGCAGCAGGCUGCAGGAGAGAAUGGUACCCCACGCAUUUCCAAGAGAAAAUUAAAGAAAUUAACAAGGCUCAGCAUAGCUGAACUUAAACAGCUAGUUGGAAGACCCGAUGUUGUAGAGAUGCAUGAUGUCACUGCGAGAGAUCCCAAGCUAUUAGUUCAACUAAAAGCUCAUCGAAACACAGUGUCUGUUCCUAGGCAUUGGUGUUUCAAACGCAAAUAUUUACAGGGUAAGAGGGGUAUUGAGAAACCUCCAUUUGACUUACCUGCAUUUAUAAAACGCACUGGUAUUACUGAAAUGAGAGCAAGUCUGCAAGAGAAAGAUGAGUCUAAGACUCUCAAGGCUAAAAUGAGGGAAAGAACAAGGCCCAAGUUGGGUAAAAUUGACAUAGAUUAUCAGAAACUGCAUGAUGCCUUUUUUAAGUGGCAAACUAAACCCAGAAUGACUAUUCAUGGUGAUUUAUACUAUGAAGGAAAGGAGUAUGAAACAAGGCUCAAAGAAAAGAAACCUGGUGAGUUGACAGAUGAAUUGAGAACAGCUCUGGGUAUGCCGAUUGGACCUAGCUGUCAAAAAGUCCCACCACCAUGGUUGAUUGCCAUGCAGCGUUAUGGACCUCCACCAAGUUACCCAAAUCUAAAAAUCCCAGGCUUAAAUGCUCCAAUUCCUGAAGGCUGUGCCUUUGGUUAUCAUGCUGGAGGUUGGGGUAAACCUCCAGUAGAUGAGACUGGUAGACCACUGUAUGGUGACGUUUUUGGAAUGACUAGAACUCCUAGAAGUGAUAAUUUGGAUGAGGAUAUUGACAAAGGAAUGUGGGGAGAGCCUGAGUCUGAAUCAUCUGGAGAUGAAGACGAAGAUGAUGAGGAAGAAGAGGGUGAUGAGGAAGCUAAGGAAGAUGCAACUGGUCUUGUAACACCUGGAGCUGAAGGUCUUAUCACUCCUAGUGGUAUUACAUCAAUACCUGCUGGAUUGGAAACCCCAGAAACCAUUGAGCUUCGAAAGAGGAAAAUUGAGAGUGAAAUGGAAGGUGGUGAUACACCUGCCUUAUUCACAGUUCUUCAAGAAAGAAGAACUGAAAACCUGGGAUCAAGCAUGAUGGGCAGCAUGCAUGUUUAUGAUAUGACCGGCGCAGGUGGACAGGCACCACCUUCGGUCAUAGCUGCGCGACGCGGUGUAGUUUCUACAUCUGAAGUCAGAGCAACCGAAAAAGAGGGAGCCGUCGAAUUGGCUCUUGAUCCUAGCGAAUUGGAUCUGGAUUCGGAAGCGAUGGCUUCUCGUUAUGAAGAAACGAUGCGGAAUCGUCAGGCUUUGCAACGAGAAGAUUUGUCGGAUAUGUUGCAAGACCAUGUACGAAGACAAAAGAGCAAACGAAAGCACCAACAGACUCAAGAUACAAAAUCUUCAAAAAAAUAUAAAGAAUUUAAAUUUUAAAAAUAAUUUUUCUAAUACAACUAGAAAAAUACAAAUGAAUCUUUGUUGUGCAAUAUUCUGUGGCUAUAUCUAUGCAUUAGGUAAAUUAUUUAUUUAAUAAAACUCGUUAGUUCAUGAAUAUUUAAAAUGACGCAUGAUUUAAAUGUACAAAAUGUUGAAGUUUUCGACGAAUAAGUUUAUAAUAGCAACGAAUUCGUAAAAAAUAUAUUUAAGUCACACGUAUCGUAAUAUACUAUUAACCUUGUUCUAUAAAAUAUGAGUAAUUUUAUAUUAGUUUAUAAUAUUUAACGUAUAUGUAUUUGUUUUUAUAAAAAUUUUAACUUGACGUUUCAAUUGUACAAAAUUAUAAUCUUGACUUCUAAUCUAAAAAAUCUCUGUAGAUUGUGGUAAAGAAGUAUCGUAAUAAAUUUGUACGUUCUCUCGA
Molecule: messenger RNA, 3384 nt
Organism: Nasonia vitripennis (jewel wasp)
Lineage: Eukaryota; Metazoa; Arthropoda; Insecta; Hymenoptera; Pteromalidae
Product: splicing factor 3B subunit 2
Exons: 3
Coding region: 1044-2960 (638 amino acids)
Biological process (GO): mRNA splicing, via spliceosome
Cellular component (GO): nucleus; U12-type spliceosomal complex; U2-type spliceosomal complex
Source: RefSeq, a predicted model, not a curated record